This is a messenger RNA of Amyelois transitella, 5398 nucleotides long. RefSeq lists its product as uncharacterized. Lineage: Eukaryota; Metazoa; Arthropoda; Insecta; Lepidoptera; Pyralidae. The transcript is spliced from 8 exons. Bases 1 to 5397 code for a protein of 1798 amino acids. The record is from RefSeq and is a predicted model, not a curated record.
AUGUUGAUCAGCCGAGUUCCUGACGAGGGGGCGGGGGAGGGGAGAGGGCCGAGGGAAGAUAAUUCGCACGAAUAUGAAACUGCGACUGAACUAUUUGAAAUUAUAGCUAAGAACCAUGCCUUUAGUGCCGACAAUGAUCAACUCACAAAAAGCGAUCUAGUGCUUCUGUACAAAAAUUUUGAUCUAGGAUCUAGGCUGAUGUCGGGUAAUAGCGAACUCAAGUCGACCACUCGCUCAAACCAGCGGGUGGAAACCGUAGUCCACUCGGCGGACGAUUUCGACUCCGACACGUCAGAGGCGGAUGACGUCAUCAGCACUCACGACCUCCCUCCGACAGACAUAUUCCUCAUCAACAACGAGAGAUUGGACCUCUUAAACAAACCGCCCUCUUUAGAGAACACGCUGUGCCACAAAUUCGGUGAUUUAGAAAUCAAAAUGUCAAACCUCGGAACAGACAUUCUAUUCAAAUCUAGAACAGUCAAAAAACAAUUGGAUAGCUUGAAACUGAUCUCCAGUUCCAAUGAUCUGAGUGGCUCGAUACUCCCUGCCUCGUUACUGGAUUAUAUCUGUUGCAAGCGUUUAGAAGACAACUACACUUUUAAUAUGGAAAACAUUAUUAGACAUGUGAAACAUACGAUCGAUCAGCUUAAGCGAAUCAGCAACGGGGAUUAUUUAACGGAGAAAGCGAAAGAAAAGUGGAGGGAAGUCGCCGAAGAGAAGUACAGUGCUGACUCGAAUAAAAAAAUAUUAGCAGCUUCCACCAGUAUACCUUUACACGUGGAGCGAAAGCAAACAGGAGGAACCAUUACCUGGGACGACAUAGUGCACUCUGAAAUGGAUAUAAGAUCGCUCUCAAAGAUAAUAGAGAAAAAGAUUUUCUUAGAAGUGCCAAAACUCAUUUGUGGGUCUUAUCGAUUGUUCAGUAAACAGUGUGCUGACAAUUUGGUUAUCAGUUGUACUAAAAAAGAGAAAAAAGCUACUGCGAGAGACACUAGAGUAGACGUGGUGCUGAAACUGAAGAGGUCGACGUCGGGACACGUCGUGAGCAAUAUCAAUUCGAUCAUGAUCGUGCAGCCACCGCCCAGUCUAACUCACGGUAAGUUUUGCUUUUCAGGUUCCAUCAUAGCGCUCCCCAUUACAGAAAGUAAAGUUAUCAAUUUGUCCGAUCAAAAAAUUAUAGAGUUGAACGAUGAUACCGACGAAACAGGUACCCAAAACACAGACAGCGACGCAGUUAAAGAAUAUGAAGAAUUAGUUUCCUCUAAUAAAAAUCCUCUCAGUGAGGUCGAAUGCAAUCAAGAAAAAAGCGAUACGAGUAUUCCGCUCGGAGAUGUAUACAAUACGAGAUGUGGAACUUAUAAUCAUUAUCAGGAAGCUGCCUUCUUAACUAGUCCGGAUGCACUGUCUUUAUCUAUGCAAAAACUUGACAUACAAAGCUCUCUGCCUGAAGAGACUGCAGAAGAUGUACAGGAAUACUCAGUUUCUGUUAAAAAAUCCCCAACCAGAAUCCGAAUAAAGUCGCCUUACGAGAACAAGUCUCAUUUGAUUGAUGAGAAAAAGAGGAAAAAGCUGUUAGAGAUUCGAGACAGGAGGGAGAAGAAGAAAAUUGCCAUGAGCGAGUCCUGCAAGAUAAUGAAACACAGGCACGCGAGGGGGACGCUGACUCCGCAAGCUUCUAGCUCUGUAACCCAACUGUCAAUUACCAACAAAUCGUUUUACAACUCUAUUUAUGGUCAAACUGCUUCUAUCGAAAACAAACCAAAGACUAGAGUUCGGAGAAAUAGAAAAGAUGAAGGUUUAGAUAUGUCUGAAGAACAAUCACAAGAACAAACAAAGGAGACAGAACCGCAAAUGCACAUUGCAGGCGAAAAGAGUAAGAAGUAUAUAAACAAGACUUACUAUUUAGACGAUGCGGAGACGGAAAUGAUGUAUAUGCUGAUGAAGGGGGACGGCAGGCUGUCGGCGUCUACUUCAUCGGGGAUGAUGGCUGAGUUGGCUACGAAUUUGACACUUCUUUCUCAACAGUUCGCACCGUCUGUAGCCGAUUUUAAAGACAUGAACACCAAUGAAACACCAGAAGUUACUUGUCCUGCAGACAACGACAACAUUGAUAAACCACUUACAUCAAUAUCAUGCCAUGGAGAUGGAGUCAUAGAAAAUAUAAUAAAGAAGAGAAGUAAUCACAACAUAGUGCCUUCUAAUAGUCCCACACGAAUCUCCAAUGAGAAACAGCACUGCUCCGACGUGUCUACUGUAGAAUGUAAGAAAAGUAUCGAGAAGCUAUACGAUUUGCUAAAAAAGAUCGGAAAAGUUGACAACUCGCAAAAAAAUAUGUCAAAAACGGGCAGUCCUACCGGCAUUACUACCGAUCUCACGACUUUCCGCGAGAGUUCAGAUAUCCAAGGCAGUGACAGCGGCACGAGUCUGAAGCAUCACCUCACAUCACCUGAGACGAGCGAUUUCAGUUUCAACAAAACACAUAAUGCGACUACUUCGUACGACGCCAUGCCGAAAAUGCACCACAGAUCGACUGGAGAGGAGACGGUGGUCCCCAAGGUCAUCAUCAGCACCAAGUGCCAGACGGCGAAACCUGAAGAUAAACGCAAAAAAGAUCAUAAGAAGGUUUGCUUUGUCGCGCCGAAAGUAAUCCCUGAUAAUCCUUUGAAGGCGAUUUCUCAGCUGUUGCAUGAAUUUGAUAAUGCGCAGAAGAACCGUCAUAAAUUGUGUGAAGAACGACCGGUGAGACCGGCUAGGAAGUUUGAGAGCAACGCAGGUGGCGGUGACCGCGGUAUGCGAACGAGUCCUAUAAAAGGUCGAUCAAGACUGGACCAGCAUUUAAAAGCAGCUGAUUCGGUGGCGCCGAGAAAUGUGGUUCAUCCCAGAGAUAGAAGACCGCCCGCGCCUGCGGAGCCACCGCGACCGCCGCUCUACGACAGGGCAGCGAAAAAGAAAAUGGCGGAGAUAAUAGACGAGGCGAAAGAGGCAAGAGGAGAAGCAGUGCGCGGUCCCUCUAAGAACUCAAGGCUGAACACACUGGCGCAGCCGAAGAAAACGUACGUGCAGGCUCACAUGGAGGAAUUUCAGAGCAAGUACGGUAGGAACAUGAUGUCGAACCGUCUGCAGCGUCUAGCCGCAACCGUGCCGCCGCCCGCUGAGAAGCAGACAUCGUACCUAGCCCGGACGAAGCAGAAGCGAGCCGGCUCCGAAGCUGCUUCGACCGCGUCCGUCAAACCGACCCCGGGACCCACUAUAGCAGAUGUUGGAGGUAACGGGCGGCGCUCGACGAGCAGUAGCCCCGCCAGCAAGCGCGGCGAGCGGCGCGCUCCCGACCCAGCCAAGCGACCGUACACCGCCGACAUGCCAGAGACUAUCAAAGAGAAAAUGGUUGCAGUCGAGUCUUACGUGAAAAACCACUACGGUCGCACCGGCGUGCAGAGCCCGGGCGAGCAGCGGGUGCCAAAGAAGUCGCGAGUGCCGCUUUUACCCAAAGACAUUGAUCUUGCUUCAAUGACGUCGAGUCCAUCCAACGAGGAAUCCACAGCGAUAGGCAGCGAGCUUCACAAUAUCAUCGACACAAUGAUCAAAACCACAGCCCCGGCUCUGAGCGCCCUCUCCGAAGGCCUGGAGAACACAGAUGAGGUGUACGUCGAAGAAGAUUUGUCAAAACAAAAUGAUCGCUUAUUGCCCUUCGAUUCUGAACUUAGUAUCUUCAAAGACAAUAUCCAUACAGCUGUUGAAGACUUCGAAGGUAGAAAUGACAACGAACACUCAGAAAGUGCUGUAGAUAUUAAAAUAAAACAGGAAUUACGAAAUCACAAUUCGUCUACAGAAUUACAAAGAUUGGAAAAUGCGUUAUACCGCCAAAUGUCGAUUGGCAAUUUCCAGAAACGAUUGCGCAUUAAAAAUUUGACAAUAACUCCCAAACAGUCGAUGCAGCAUAUGAUGGUGGUGCAGUCGGGUGAUGUGGGCUCCGUGGUGCUGAAAACCUCUAUGUCGCAAGACUUCGAAUUGAAAAACUGUUCGUUUACAAAUAAAAUGACAGAGCUGCAAAAUGCUAUCCCGAUAUUGACUAGACCUAAAGUGGACUGGCGCUGUUCUCCCGUGCCAAUGCAAAUUUCGACCAUCGGUUACGCAUUUCCAAAAUAUAAUUCUUCUAGAACAUGCCAAAAACUUGAAAUGACGUCUUUGACAGAUGAACAUAAAAAAGAAGAACUAAGGAAAACGGACGAAAACGUUAAUAUUACGGCGAAUAGAUCUCGAUUGACAAAAGACUACACCUGUCAAACUUUUAAAGGACAAUUAUCGAAUGACGCUUUAGAACAUCUUCCUCCUAACAGUGAAACCCGGGGAACUUCUUGUGACGAUGACACAUCUUGCUCCAUUAAUGCUGUAGUCCCAGAUUCAAAAAAUAAUACAAAGAGUGACGAAAAGGAACUUGAAAAUUUAAAAGACAAAGAAAAUUAUGAUACUUUAUCCGCCAAGAAAGGAAACGAAAUUUUGAAUACAGAUCAACCUAGUGCAGAUAAUAUCGAAUACUCCACCUCCUUAGACAUGCUGGUUGGAUUAUUAAACGAAAUUCAGAAAAUUACCCAGACUCAAGUCUUGAAUCUUUCCGAAAGUAAGCAUUGUUUACAAUUGGAGACCAUUUUAAACAAUGCUGCCAAUUUAGAAAAUUGUGCAAAAUGCUGUCCUGAGGAAUUGGUUACAAUCAGCGGUGUGGACAACGGCAAACCGAUGGUUGAUUCUAGUCCUAGCAGUUAUUCUUUCUACAUCACGAACAGUGAUGAGCGUGAUUUGAAAGGGCAUCAAACUGAAGUAGCUGAGGUAUGCACUAAUGUUUCGAUUAAGGAACAGCCAACGUACGUUGAUAAAGAAAUAUCCGCUGAUGUACCUGGGAAACAAUACCGUAAUUCUUUUACCGAUGUCCCGCCUAAUUUCUUCUCUUUCCCAAUCACUAUAACAACAGGCACGAGUAUAACUAAUUCAGUGAUGGGCGUGCUGAGUGAAUCUUCCACUCAGUCCAUGUUUUCGUGUAAAGAUAUUUUAUACUCCGACAUUGGUUCACGUUCUCAAAACAAAAUCAUAGAGUUAAUUGAUAAUACUGGCCAAGAUGAAACUCCCGUAAUAACUACUGAAAAAAUAACCGAGGUAAUUAAAAAUAUUGAUGAAGCGCCUAAAUUUAAAACGUCAAAUUUAGAACGUGUCAUAGAAGAGAAGGUUGGUGCGGUGAAAAUUGUAAAAAAAUGUAAACGUUUGACAACGAAUGGUUUUUGUGUGAACGAGGAGUUUGAUCCGUGUCUGAAGAUGAAGCGCGACAUCCUGGUGACGGUGUACUCAGUCCUGGUUCUGACGGUGUUCGCGGCGCUGUCCUUCCCCGACAUGUUGUAUCGGGCGUGAU